AUGGCCAACAACUCCGACGCUGCGACCGUGACGCUCGACAUCGUGUCGCCGUCCGUGGGCGUGCCCACCCCGCUCACGUUUCCGGACCUACCGGCGCACACAACCAUUGCCCAGUUACAGGACAAGAUUCGCAUGAACCUAACGCUACCGAACCGCGAUGCUGUUGCCAUGAGGUUGAUUUAUCAUGGGCGGAUGCUGGCUCAACCCGACAUGAGAUUGUCAGAUGCUUUCGGAGCAGAUGCUUUUCACACUGAUAACCGCCGCGUCCUACAUGUCGUCUUGAUGGUGCCUGCAGGAACGGAGACGUCACCGACAGCGACAUCCACCUCUCAGCCCGUGGCCACCACCGCCCGUGACAUUAUUGCACAGAACCAACGAGAGCGAGCAGCCCGGAAUAGCCUCGGUAUACAGGACCAGCCCGUUCAGUUACCUGCCGUCUCGCAACCAGCAGAACCAUCGUCGAUGACGACUACGGGUAGCGCACUGGAUACAACAUCCAACCUUGCCAGCGUCCCCUUUCCAACUGGGCAAGCAUCCGGCAGCUCCAGUGAUGCGUUGUGGAGUGAGACUGCGCAAAAUAUGGCCGAGAUCCGGGCUAGGGAACAGGCAACUAGGUUCCUAGAACAGCUGCAAGCAACCCGAGUUCGGCAGGAAUGGAUCAACCAGCUUAGUUUACAACUCCAUGGCAACACCGAACAGUUGCAAGCAACCCGAAUGGUCAGCCAGCUCAGUUCGCAAACCCAGGCGGCCCCGACUCCCCACAAUCAACUGUCACAGCAAGCUUCCAGCCAGCAGAGUGGCUUAGUUCAGGCAUCUGCACCUGAAGUGUAUAUCCUGAACUCUCCAGAGGGUCCGUAUGCUGUCCUUCUCAACAAUGGUGGUGUUUAUACCUCGCUACCAAUUAGGCAGCCUUUGGGUUCUAGCACAGGGACAAACUCGGCUGAGAUGCCGACAGAACCCCUUGCAAAUCCGUUCACGGCCCACGUCCCGGCCGGUGGUCUUCAGUCUGCCCACAGCCAGCUACCCGCCGCGAAUAACGACAUCGGAGCAACAGAAGACGCCGAUUUCGUGGAGCGGUGGCGGCAAGACGGUCAACGACGGCAAUUUGAGCUCAGGCAACGAUACGUGCAGCUCAGACAGCAGCAUGAGCGCGUACAGGAGCAACUGGCCUUGCGGCGCAUGCAGGAUGCUCGUCGAGUAAUUCCAUGGGCACGCCAUCCCAACCCCCAAGGAGCAGGGGCUAUUUUUCAGGCCAUAUGGCCCCAUCUAUGGCUGGUAAUACGUCUGGUGCUGCUUAUGCUAUGGUUCACAAGCGGCUUGGGCUGGUCGUGGACGCGCUGGUGUGGUGUCGUCGCGGUUCUUUUUGCUAUCAUCGUCAUCAACUCUGGCUUGCUCAACGGUCGGCUAGAGAAUGCGUGGCAGCCGGUUCGGCAGCAUUUGGAACGCCUUCUCCCAUUAGCUGACCAACCCCAGGCAAAUGCGGCAGGAGGCGCAGUCCCACCAGCUGCUGCACCCGGUGGUGCAAACAACCGUCAAGAACAGCCGCCUCCUGUUGCAGAUCGACAGAACGCACGUGUUCCACCGGAUCCCCGUGAGGCUGCUGAGAGAAUGGUGGCCGCUCGAAGAGAGGCGAACGCCAACUGGCUCCUUGACCAGGUUCGGCGAGUGGAGCGUGCUGGUCUUCUCUUUCUUGCCAGUAUUGCCCCUGGUGUUGCAGAGCGUCAUAUUGCGCAUAUUGAAGCGGAAGCCAGGGCCGAACGGCAAAGGCGUGAAGCUGCUGAGGCAGAGGCCGCCGCCGCCGCCGCCGCUGCUGCUGCUGCUACUGCUGCUACUGCUGCUACCGCGGAAAACGGAAAUAGCACAGAAGGGGGAGACCAGGCGUCGGAAAAGCCCUUAGCGCCCACAAAUGGGUUAUCUACUUCAGCUACUGGAGAUCAACCUGAAGAGCAAGUUGGGGGUCAGGAAACACCCAGCACUGGCAUUCAAGGCGAAUAUCAAGAUCUUGUGUACAGUGGACGCCCGGUCUUGGCUGUUGUUACUUUGGAGGGAAGCAUAGCUAUUGGCGAUGGCUUCAGUAUCAGAGACUCAUCUGUUGCAGAUAAUGGAGAUGGCGUCAUCAGAACGAAAAUCCCUGCGCCGAGACGGUUUCACCCGUAUGCAAGACCACAUAGUCAAUGGGGACUUGGCGAGAGGCCGACAACUGAGUAUGGCAGCUUGAGCGAUCAAGAAUCGAGAGAUUCAGGGUCGACACAGAGACGAAAAGGACAAAAGGUAAAGCAGUCUUCAACAAGGAGAAGAAAUGGGACUAGGCCUGGAGUGCAUGUCGGCACUGUAUACAAUGUCAGCAACGACACAUGGACGUUGGGUGCUGGUUGUCAACCCUCGCGUGACGUGAGCAAUAGUCCAGAGGCUGAGACGCAAGAGCUAGCUAGCCCCGUGGGACAAGCUCAAGCGAUCCUCGAUAACAUUCAGCAGUGGUCAACACAUAUCAACAAGGUGUUUGCACCUACUGCUGUCUCGACAGUCAUCGGCUCCUCUGAUGUAGACUCCUCAGACCCUGAGGAUUCAGUCACAACUAUAGAGGCGGAUAAGUAUCCGGUCAGAGCUCCCUUGGCUGGAGACUUCAAUAACUCUGUCGGCCCUUCAGAAACUGGAUUACCAGUCGAAGUGAUUGAAGCCCUGGACAACGAUGACAUGGAGACUGACUUUAUCUUUUCCGAUUGGUUGGACUAUCCAGAGAGCGAAGCGGACGGCAGCUAG
Messenger RNA from Pyricularia pennisetigena, 2760 nucleotides. RefSeq lists its product as uncharacterized. The coding region runs from base 1 to 2760 and encodes 919 amino acids. The record is from RefSeq and is a predicted model, not a curated record. The transcript has 4 exons. NCBI's taxonomy places the organism in Eukaryota, Fungi, Ascomycota, Sordariomycetes, Magnaporthales, Pyriculariaceae. Gene Ontology annotation, biological process: endoplasmic reticulum unfolded protein response.